Molecule: messenger RNA, 2520 nt
Organism: Fukomys damarensis (Damara mole-rat)
Lineage: Eukaryota; Metazoa; Chordata; Mammalia; Rodentia; Bathyergidae
Gene: Kri1
Product: KRI1 homolog
Exons: 19
Coding region: 43-2112 (689 amino acids)
Biological process (GO): endonucleolytic cleavage in ITS1 to separate SSU-rRNA from 5.8S rRNA and LSU-rRNA from tricistronic rRNA transcript (SSU-rRNA, 5.8S rRNA, LSU-rRNA)
Cellular component (GO): nucleolus; 90S preribosome
Source: RefSeq, a predicted model, not a curated record
UCAUGCGCAGGGAAGGUGGUUGGGAAGUUAGAGGGAUCUGAUAUGUUUCCUGAGUCUGAUCGGGGAAAAUGCCUGCUGUGCCCCACAGUGAAAGAUCGCUACGGGGACCGGGACGGCGGCGCCGGCUCCAGCUCCGAGUCUGACUCCAGCGACGAUCGUGUGGAAUUUGACCCCCAACAGGACCGCGACUUUUACAGGACACUCUCCUUGUUGAAGAAGAAGGACCCCCGCAUUUAUCAGAAAGAUGCCACCUUCUAUCAGAGAACAGGGUCCACAGAGUCACCCUUAUCCUCGGAGAGUGAGGAGAAGCCUGCAGCCUCAGAGAAGAAGCAAGUGCGGCCCAUGUACUUGAAAGACUACGAGAGGAAGGUCAUCUUGGAGAAGGGCGGCAAGUACGUCGAUGAGGAGAACUCAGAUGGGGAGAACUCUGAUCAGAGACUCCAGCAGAUCUCAUCACAGAGUUACAUGGAGGAACAGAAACAGCUCAGAGAGAGCUUCCGGCCGUUUGUGGAGGACAGUGAGGACGAGGACAGUGCUGGAGAAGGCGGCUCGGGCUUGCUGCAGAAGCGCAGGAAGACCCGGGAGGAGAAGGCCCAGGAGGACGCUGACUACGUGGAGUGGCUGAAGGGACAGAAGGAGACUCAGAACCCCGAGGCCCUGAAGGAACUGAGGCCUCUCAAGGAGUAUUGGGACAACCCAGGGCUAGAUGAAGGGGAGCAGUUCCUGCGGGAUUAUAUCCUCAACAAGCGCUACGAGGAGGAGGAGGAUGACGAUGAGGAGGAGGAAGGGAUCCCCGGCUCCCCAGUCCAGCUGGCCGUGGACGACUCCUCGGACGAGGGUGAGCUGUUCUUGAAGAAGCAGGAGGACUUCGAGCACAAGUACAACUUCCGCUUUGAGGAGCCGGACGCAGCCUCGGUCAGGACCUACCCGCGCAGCAUCGCAUCCUCUGUGCGCCGCAGGGACGAACGCAGAAAGGAGAAGAGGGGAGAGACCAGGGAGCGGAAGAAGAGGGAGAAGGCCAGGAAGCAGGAGGAGCUGAAGCAGUUAAAGAACCUGAAGAGGAAGGAGAUUCUGGCCAAGCUGGAGAAGCUGAGACGAGUCACUGGCAACGAGACGCUGGGCCUGGGGGAGCAGGACCUCGAGGGCGACUUCGACCCCACCCAGCAUGAGCAGCUGAUGCAGAAAUGCUUGGGUGAUGACUUCUACGGCGCUGAGGAGGAGGAGAAGCCUCAGUUCGAAGAGGAGGACGGGUUUGAAGCAGAGGACUGGAACUGGGACACGUGGGGCGGGCCGGAGCAGGACGGCCUGUGGAGCCAGCAGGAGCCGCACUGCGAGGACCCCGACUUCAAUAUGGACGCAGACUAUGACCCCAGCCGGCCGCAGAAGAAGCGGCUCGAGGCCCCCUCCACGGGGAGGAAGAAGCACAAGUCACCCUUCGCCGCGGCCGUGGGCCAGCGGAAGCCCGUGUUCGACCCUGCGGACAAGACCUUCGGGGAGUACCUGGAUGAGUACUACGGGCUGGACUACGAGGACAUCAUCGACGACCUGCCCUGUCGCUUCAAGUACCGCAGGGUGGUACCCUGUGACUUUGGGCUCAGCACUGAGGAGAUCCUCUUGGCCGACGACAAGGAGCUGAACCGCUGGUGUUCCCUGAAGAAGACCUGCAUGUACAGGUCGGAGCAGGAGGAGCUGCAGGACAAGCGUGCCUACACCCAGAAGGCCCAGAACUCCCAGAAGAAGCAACAGAUCUUUAAGUCGCUCUGCCCAGAGGACAUGGAGACAGGCACAGGAGCCCCCGGGAAAGCGCAGAGACGCACAACCGGCCCACAGGAGCAGCUGCUGGCGCCUGAGGGAGGCAACUGGAAGCGGCCCCAGCCGGAAAGCCCCCCGGCACAGGAAGAGGAGGCCCCUGUGUCGCCCCACAAGACUCCAGCGCCCCAGAAGCGGUGGAGAAGCACGAAGGCGCGUUUGCUGGGCCCCACAGUGACACUCAGUGGCCACGAGUUCAGCCGCCAGAGACUGCAGGCCUUUGGCCUCAACCCCAAGCGGCUCCAUUUCCGCCAGCUGGGCCGGCAGCGGAGAAGACACCAGGGACGCAAGGGCUGUCCCUGAGCACGGGACAGCGGGCACGUCCUGCCGCCCUGUGUGCCACGGCUCUGAGGCCCGCCUGGCUGACACCCCUCAACUCCCCCUGGAAUGCUGGCCGCUGCCACAGUGGAGUCCAACAGCUUUAUUACCCCAGCAGCCACGUCCCCCCAGGGACGGCAGGGCACGGCAGGUCCGGUGCAAACUACAGUACUGAGUCAGGCCCUGAGUGGGUGCCCGGGUAUCUUCCCUGCCCCCUGCCCUUUGAGGGGACCCAGAGGGCACAGCUGGCCAAUAGCAAGUGGUGGGAUUCCUAGACUGGUCUCAGCAGGGCAGGGGAGAGGCCAAGGAAGAGAGACCCUGCCCUCCUGUCAUCUCCUGAGUUCUAGCCCCCCCCCAUGGCAUAAAUAAAAAAAUAAAUAGUCUCGCAUCUUC